Molecule: messenger RNA, 3619 nt
Organism: Capsaspora owczarzaki ATCC 30864
Lineage: Eukaryota; Filasterea; Ministeriida; Capsasporidae
Product: transcription factor Tat-CT1
Exons: 11
Coding region: 1-3504 (1167 amino acids)
Biological process (GO): regulation of DNA-templated transcription elongation; transcription elongation-coupled chromatin remodeling; regulation of transcription by RNA polymerase II
Cellular component (GO): DSIF complex
Molecular function (GO): mRNA binding
Source: RefSeq, a predicted model, not a curated record
AUGAUGGACGACGACGAUCUUCCAUCGAGUGGCAUUGGCCGCAGUGGCGCCAGCAGCAGCACCGGCAGCAGCAGCGGCAGCGGUGCCAGUCGCUCCAAAGACAAGCAUCAGAAGGCCAAGCGCACGGACGACCGACGCCGUGCUGCUGCUGCGGACGACGACGACGAAGGCAAUGACAAUGACAACGACGACGACGAGGAAGGCGAGGAUGAAGACGAUGACGACGACGAAGGCGACGACGACGACGACGACGACGACGAUGAGGACGAUGAGGACGACGACGACGACAACGAUCGCAGCAGAGGCAAGAAGCGCCACAAGAGCUCUACGUCGGGCUCGCGCAAGCGUCGUAAGGGUGGCGCAAGCAACUUCGUCUUGGAGGAAGCCGAGGUCGGCGACGAGGACGAAGAGGACGAGGACGACACAAUUUCAGCUGCCGAUCGCAUGAAGGGCGCAGCCGAAAGCAUUCCCCUCACGAGCCGUGCGCGCGACAAUCAGCGUGAUGUGCUCGCACGCAUUGAAGCUACGGCGCGCUUGGAAGAAGAGACCGCUGCCAAGCGUGCAGCAGAGCUCGAGCGACGCCGCGCUCUCGGCGAGAACAUUGAAGAGGAUGAGCGCAUGUUUGCCGAAGAGGAUGAGGAGCAGGAAGACGAAUACGACGAUGACGACAUUGACACUGGUGUGGCACCUUCGUUGCAGCAACAAGCCAAACUCCCGACGAGCUCGGACCCUCAGUUGUACCUCCUGAAGUGCCGUAUCGGGCACGAGCAAGAGGCCGUGCUGUCGCUCAUGCGCCGCGCCCAAGACCGCGUUGCCAAAAAUCUCCCUCCGCUUGGCAUUGUUUCCGUCAUUGCGCGCAAUCAUAUUCGCGGGUUUAUCUACGUCGAAGCAUACAAGAAUCUCCAAGUUCAGGAUGCCAUCAAGGGCCUUUCUGUCUUGGGCAUGGCUUACUACAAGCAACAGCUUAUUCCCCACAAAGACAUGCCCGAUGUGCUCUCGGUCGUGCAGGCAGAGGCCGUUCUGAAAGUUGGCGCCUGGGUUCGCCUCAAGAAACUUGCCCUGUACAAGAAGGAUUUGGGCGUGGUUGUGUCGAUGGAAGCAGACGGCGCGUACAUUAAGAUUAUUCCGCGUGUCAACUUGCAAGAGUUGAACGACGGCACAAGCGAGAACAAGGGUGGCUUCAAAACAAAGGCCGAAAAGUCAAAGCGACCCCAGCCAGUGCUGCUGGACUCGACCCAGCGCGGCUCUGCGCCGGACCUGUUUGAACUCGAUGACGAGAGCGACUCGCAGAUGUUUGGACCAGGAGUGUACCGCUUCACUGGCUCCUCCUCGCAAAACAACAUGCCCGAGUACGUGACUGAAGACGGCUUCAUGUACAAGUUCUUCAAGACAGAUUCCAUCGAUUUGGUCAAUGUCAACCCGACAAUCGAAGAGCUCAAGCGAUUCAAUGCGACGCCAGACGAGUUGCGAAAAUCGGACUCUAUCUCGGCCGAACGCAGAUUUGUCGUGGGCGAUCGUGUGGAAGUCACGGCGGGCGAAUUGCAAUACCUGACUGGUAUUGUGCGAAAUAUCGAUGGCGAUGCAAUCUUUAUUUUGCCAACUCAGGCAGACUUCAAGGAGGAGCUCCGUGUUCCCGCUUCCCUCCUCCGUAAAGCGUUCAUUCUCGGUGACCACAUCAAAGUCAUUGCUGGCAAUCAUGAGGGCGAAACCGGUCUUGUGACGCGGGUGGACGACAAGAUUGUCACAUUCGUGUCCGAUUUGACCAUGAAAGAGAUGAAGGUGUUUGCCAAAGACUCUCAGAUUGCCACGGAGGUCACGUCCGGUCUCGACAAGCUUGGCCAGUUUGAAUUGUACGAUCUUGUGCAGCUCGAUCCGCAAACGGUUGCCUGCAUCACCAAAAUCGAGAAGGAUUCCUUCAAGGUUCUGGACCAGAACGGCAGCGUCCAGCGCAUCGAGCCACGCGCCAUCUCCCAAAAGCGCAACUCAAAAUUCUCCAUGUCCCUUGACGGAGAGCACAAUUCGAUUCAAGCCGACGACAUUGUGAAGAUUAUGGAUGGCGCAUUUACGGGCCGCCAAGGCACCAUUAAGCACAUUUAUCGCUCUGUGGCGUUCGUGCACUGCCGUGAAGUGAUUGAAAACUCUGGCAUUCUCGUCUGCCGAACUCGGGGCCUGCUUUCUGUCAGCGGCAAGGGCACCAACAAGAAGUUUAUGGAUCCAGCAGCACCAUUUGGAGCAUCCUCGUUCGUUCCAGCAUCGCCCCGCAACGGUGUCGAUCGCCCUGUUGGCAACACUGGUGCUCCCACCCCUGCUCCAGCUGGCGGUCUUGGACGCGGUCGCGGCGCUCGGCGGCACGACGAAAUGAUUGGCAAGUCUGUUGUCAUUCGGAGCGGCCCAUACAAGGGUCUUUUGGGCAUUGUCAAGGAUGCUACCGAGACUGUCGCGCGCGUUGAGCUGCACACCAAGGCCAAAACCGUGUCCGUGGACAAGGCGCAGCUCCGAUACCCCUCGAACCCCGAUGGCAGCGAUCCUAUGCUGGGCGGCCGAACACCAGCCAUGGGGGGUCGCACUCCUGCAUUUGGCGGCCAGACACCGAGCUAUGGCGGCCAAACUCCUUCUGCUGGAAACAUGACGCCCUCACAUGGCGGCAUGUCGUAUGGCUCGAUGACGCCUCACUCGCGCAAUACGGGCGCCUGGGAUCCUUCUGUGACCAACCAAUCGCGAAGUGGCAACUUUGGCUACGAUUCUCACCCCAGCGAUCGCGAUCGCUACCAAGACUACAACCCUGGCUCAGUUAAUUCGUACUCUCAAACCCCCGGCAUGGGCUCCGUGGGACCACAGACACCCAUGAACGACAUUGGCACCCCCGCUGGCACUCCCGGCGUCUUCUCCGCACCCACGCCAAGCAAUCUCGCCACACCUGGUGGCUACCACAUUCCGUCUGUGAGCGCGACGCCAGGCCCGCACCUGAACGCAUACACACCUGCUCCACCAAGCAUGCAUUCCGGUCGCGCAUUGGAUGCCAUGACUCCGGCGAUUCAUUCGGCGCCGACACCAAUGUCAGCCAUGACGCCGGGCGCGAUGAACCCCAUGACACCUGCGGCGUUGAAUCCAAUGACGCCGGCUCCCGCACAGACUCCUGCUCCUGCUUCGAUCGGCUCGCCGUUCAUCAGGGACGCCGAAGUGACCAUCUCGCGCCCGAACGAUCCACGAAUCAACGGCCACACUGCUGUCAUUCUCGAGGCGCGAUCGGAAGACUCCUUCUUGGUCAAUCUGCUUUCCAACAACGAGGAGGUGCUCUGCUCGUCGGGCGAGCUGCAGCCUGUCGCGCCCAGCCGUGGCGACGACGUCUACUUUACGCAGGGUCCGCGCCAAGGCCAGACAGGCUCCCUUGUGUCGCUCGCUGCUGGACAGGCGAUCGUUACCAUUGGUGGAGAUCCUGCCGUCUUCCAAUUGGACGACCUCUUCCGCACUGCCGUCAAGCUUCAUCGCAGCCAGCAUCUCUAAAAGCCAUCAGCGAGACUUUUGCCUUGUUUUCGUUGUGGGCACUUGUUCUGUUUGUUUUUGUUUUGAUGUUUUCCAGCGUCUCCUUUAUUACAUUUGAUCAUGGAUUUUUUCCCGC